CGUCACUUACGUACGUCAUUGUCACAUUCAUUCAUUUCAUUCGGUCAGUUUGAUUGUGUUGGCGCGUCGCGGUGGUUGGAUGUGUGCGUGUUGUUAUUCCGGGGGCGGGAAAAUCGAUCGAUAUUUCGUAGUGACGUACGCUCGUUGUGGGUUACUGUGCAAUACAAGAGUUUAAAAAUAUUUUCGGUAGCUCUAAAAUGUUGGCUCUAAAUUUACUAUUGGUGCUCGCAUUUACUGCGGUCGCCACAGCCGAGUUUGUUUGGAAACAUCACAAUAAUGAGGAGCUACCCUUAGUUUUGGAGGAAGUCCAUCGCAAGUGCCCCAAUAUUUCACGAGUUUAUGCUCUUACCGAGCCGUCCGUGCAAAAUGUGCCGCUGUACGUCAUUGAAUUCUCGGAUAAUCCGGGGAUCCACCAACCAUAUAAGCCGGAGGUCAAGUACGUGGGCAACAUCCACGGCAACGAGGUCCUCGGUCGGGAGCUGCUGCUAGGGCUGGCUCACCACCUGUGCGACCAGUACAUGAACCACGACCGCCGGAUCAGGGCUCUAAUACAUAGCACCAGGAUACACCUCCUGCCUUCCAUGAACCCUGACGGCUGGCAGGUCUCCGCUGAUACGGGUGGCCUGGACUACCUGAUCGGGCGCAGCAACAACCACUCGGUGGACCUGAACCGCAACUUCCCCGACCUGGACGCCAUCACGUUCGAGUUCGAGCGCCAGGGCAUCAGCCACAACCACCACCUGCUCAAGGACUUGUCCAAGCUUACCGCCCCUCUGGAGCCAGAGACGCGAGCGGUGAUGCGGUGGAUCAUGUCAGUCCCGUUCGUGCUGAGCGCGGCCAUGCACGGCGGCGACCUGGUGGCCAACUACCCCUACGACGAGAGCCGCAGUGGAGCCCCCGUGUCCGAGUACUCCGCCAGCCCGGAUGAUGACACUUUUAGGGAUCUGGCUAUGACGUAUGCGUCGUGCCACGCGGAUAUGGCCUCUAAGAGCCGUCGCGGCUGCCAUGUGACCAGCUCUGAUGAAUCCUCCACGUACAACUUCGGCAAGCAAGGAGGCGUCACCAAUGGAGCAGCCUGGUACAGUUUGAAAGGAGGCAUGCAGGACUUCAACUACCUGGCCACCAACGCGUUCGAGAUAACCUUAGAACUGGGCUGCGAGAAGUUCCCAGCUGCUGAGCAGCUCGAGAGCGAGUGGGAGAGGAACCGGGAGGCGCUCAUUGAGUUCAUGUGGAAGGCCCACAGCGGGGUCAAGGGGAUUGUGUCCGACGACGCUGGGUUCAUACAGAACGCCAUCAUCUCCGUGGUGAACAUCACCGGCCCCGUGCCGCGGCCCAUCCGCCAUGACGUCACGACUGGUAUCUACGGCGACUACUACCGUCUGCUCACGCCCGGUCACUACGAGGUGACGGCGAGCCGGCCCGGCUACUUCCCCGUGUCGCGCGUCAUCACCGUCGCCAACUCGCGACACACGCCCGCCAUACUGCUCAACUUCAAACUGGAGCCAACAUCAAAUUGGUUCGACGAGGAGUCUUCAUUCGGCGGCUACGGGCACGCGCUCCGCGACAGCCAGCCGCGCAUCUACAAACGAUCCAUCUACGACCAAGUAGCCAAGAGCAUCAUGAACAACCGACCAGAGAAGUAAAACAUGAUUUGAAAAGCGUUUUUCUGUGAUUUUAGUGAAUUGGAAGAUUAUUAUGCAUAAUAUUUUAUCAUGCUGGAAUUUUUUUGUUACCUGCAUAUUUGAAAUUCUAAGUAACUACUUGAAAAGAAAUAGCGGGAAUCAAUCUCAAACUACAAAAAUAUGUCUCUAAAAAGGAAAGGAAAGUUCAGAAAUUUUACAUAAGAUUUCCUUUCAGACAAUCUAAAUGAAAACUUUUUAACUAACUAAAGACACAGAAAAGAAAUGACUGAAUUGUUAAAUUUAGAUCAGGCUAUAUUAUAGUAUCAAGUCUUUUAUAGUUUAGCAAGGUACACCCAUAAAAUAUAGCAACUUGUAAAUAAAGCUGGUUACCGUGUAAAAAAAAUAAAUUAGGUAUGUUUGUUUUCUAGUCCAAUUAGUACACUGUAUAUUAUAAGGAGAAUAUUACAAACAUUAUCUUAAAAGCACCUUACUGAGUCAUUUUAUUGCGUUCUUAAACCUAUGUAUUACCAUUAUAGAAUAACGAGUACUAUUAACAUCUAUUAAAUAUGUACCUACGGUGAAGAUCAACGAUAUUUGUUACUUCUUUUUCAUGAAACGUGAAUAAUCAGUAUCACUUAUGGUUUCAGAAAGAGUGAUUUUCGUAACUAAGUAUAGGGAUUUGUUUUCAGCUACAAUGAUUUUAGAUUA
Plutella xylostella (diamondback moth) is the source of this 2330-nucleotide messenger RNA. RefSeq names its product carboxypeptidase E. Gene Ontology annotation, biological process: protein processing; peptide metabolic process. Gene Ontology annotation, molecular function: metallocarboxypeptidase activity; zinc ion binding. The record is from RefSeq and is a predicted model, not a curated record. Lineage: Eukaryota; Metazoa; Arthropoda; Insecta; Lepidoptera; Plutellidae.